AUGGGCUUUCUGCGUGCAAUUCUGCACCAAGCUCUCCCGCGAUAUCGCCAAAAAUUGUUAGAGCUUUCUGACACAUUCGAAGCCCGCUGUGCCAGCCAAGGAACCCCGGGCAAAGACUGGUAUUGGCAUGAAAAAGAGCUCGAACAACAGCUGUUUGAAUUGCUUGAAGAGGCCACACAAUCCGAUUCUAUCCAACUGUUUGUUGAUGCGCUUGACGAGUGUGGAGAAAAAAAUGCCCUCAGUCUGGUUGAUUUAUUCGAGCGCCUGUUGAAACGUAUUCAUCAGAAUCAGGGCAGGCUCAAAAUCAUCUUUUCGUGUCGAAAAUACCCCAUUCUCCACUUGGAGAACGGCACCGAGAUUGUACCAGAAGAAAGCAAUCAGGACGACAUCAAGAAAGUCGUUUUCCGCAUUCUCCAGAAAGGUCAAUUCUUAGAGUCAAGAGCGCAAGAACUAGGCGAAGCGAUUGUAGAAAACUCGAGCGGAGUAUUCUUAUGGGCUGUCCUAGUGGCUCCACAGGUUGUUGAUAUGAAUCGCAGGGGGAAACCCAUUGCAGCUAUCAAGAUCGGCAUCAAGAAAAUUCCACGGGAGUUGCACGAGCUCUACAAGAGGAUACUGCUGAGCUCAACAAUGGAGGAAGAUGACUUCCUCUGCUCUUUGAAGCUUUUCCAGUGGGUCUGCUUCACUAAAAGAAGAUUGUCAGUCCCGGAGAUGCAGCACGCCAUGGCCUUGGAUCCGGACACCCAGUACAAAUCGGUUGAUGAGUAUGUCGAGGGGCCUGACAUGGCAGAAGACGAAAACAAGAUGGCGAGGAUGAUCAACUACCUCUCAAAAGGACUGGUUGAAGUAAGGGGCAAUCAUGUUCAGGUGAUUCACCAGUCAGUCCGUGACUUCCUUGUUGACGAAGCGCUGCACAUGAUCCUUCAGAGAGUUGGAAGACCUGCAGCUAAUGCUUCUGGACUGGGCCACCUCAUGAUUCUUCGAACCUGUCUGCAGUACCUAUCUCUCAGAGAGAUUACGAACUUGAAAGAAGACUCUGCUGGAGAAAACCUUGCAUCUUUCCCUGUUGCAGUCAAGUAUCCGCUUUUGGGUUAUUCAACCACAUACUGGAUCCCCCACGCUUCACACGUUGAGUCUGCCGGUCUGGCAAAUGAGGAGCUCUUACAAUACCUCUACAGGACCUUCAAUGCUCAUAAUUGGGAGAACUGGUUAUGGGUUCACCGCGAACUCCACAAAGAACAGGGCAUCGAAAGGGGUCACUUUCCAGAAUCGACGCUACUACACAUUGCCGCAAGCUUUAACCUGCCGUACUUGUUUUUUGCGCUCAUGAGAACAUCGGACAACGACAUGAACUGUACAGACUCUGAAGGCCAAACCCCACUAUGUACGCCUGCUACUGGCUACUGGAAGGGUGAAUCCUUCGACUGA
Messenger RNA from Lasiodiplodia theobromae, 1425 nucleotides. RefSeq names its product Ankyrin repeat protein. The record is from RefSeq and is a predicted model, not a curated record. Bases 1 to 1425 code for a protein of 474 amino acids. The transcript has 2 exons. Lineage: Eukaryota; Fungi; Ascomycota; Dothideomycetes; Botryosphaeriales; Botryosphaeriaceae.